AUGAUGGUCGGUUGGCGUUUCCCCGAUCUCCAAUCCGCGGGAAUCGAAGCCCAACGAAUCAGCUACGAGCUCGCGAGCCGUUCUCUUCGCUACAAUGGCGUUUCCGAUCGAAUGAAACUCUAUCAUGGCGAUCUCCGAAAUCGGGACAUUCUUCCUGCAAAGUCCCAAUUCGACAUCAUAACUGGGACACCUCCCUAUUUUAAGGCGGGAGAAGGCGCGCUGUCGUCGAAAGUGGAUCAAAAAGCGUGUUUGUUUGAAUUCCGAGGUGGAGUGGAGGACUAUGUCGAAGCAGCCCAUGGUUAUUUAGCGGAUGGAGGGCAUUUUGUGGUGGUGGAGAGCGCGCUGGGGAAGGAGAGGUUCGAUCAGGCCGCGUGGAUGCAUCACAUGCAGAUCGUGGAGAGGUGGGACUUCGUGCCAAAAGAAGGAAAGCCGCCACUGUUUUCGAUUGCUGAUAUGAUCAAGAGAGAAGGAGAGGAGAUGAAAAAGUAUGAGGUGAAGACGGUCGUAAUUCGCGAUAAAGAUGGAAAUUACACUCCCGAAUAUCAGAAACUGCUUGUAGAAAUGGGAUUUCCUCCUCGAAGCGAGAUUUAG
Molecule: messenger RNA, 591 nt
Organism: Blastocystis hominis
Lineage: Eukaryota; Bigyra; Opalinata; Blastocystidae
Exons: 2
Coding region: 1-591 (196 amino acids)
Source: RefSeq, a predicted model, not a curated record